AUGUGGGAGGUUGAUUCAUCCUCCUUUUCCCAGAGGCCAGAGCUUGGCUAUUGGGUCCACAAAGAGCUCUUAGAGUGGCUCAUCCCUGUCGCGUACGACCGCCAACAAGCCGAAUUCGCCCACAGACGCCAUCCUGGAACCCUUCAGUGGUUUCUGGACUCUGACACAUACCAGAAAUGGAUCCACGAGACCUCAGAUUUGUAUUCCGACGGACAGCCACAAGACCUCCGUACGCUCUUCUGUCCAGGCCCGGCAGGUGUAGGAAAGACGAUCCUCACCUCUGCAGUAAUCCAGGACCUUGGCCAUCGUUUCGGGGAGGGUUCUGAUUCUAAUGUAGGCAUUGCAUACUUGUACUGCUUCUACAAUUGCCAGGAACAACAGUCUACCCCAAAUCUUCUACUUGUCCUUCUAGAACAGCUGGUUUCGAACCGAUCUCGCCACCGGCCCCAAACCUGGGUUCCAAGUCAUACACAAGAGAGGUUCGGCCCACCCAUGACUAGCCCGCCGUCGCUGGCCAAGAUCAUGAAGUCUCUUGAGGAGGUCAUUGCGAAAUACGACCGCGUCUUCUUUGUCCUAGACGCGUUGGAUGAAUGUGCGCCCGGGGACCGAAAUGCAUUACGAAAAGAGCUAUUCAGACUGCAAACUGAGAGCAAAGUCCAUCCUUUUGCCACAUCUGACUCCGACUCGGAUGUGGAGCACAUGUUUGCCAACGCGCCUUCGUUAGAAAUCCAGGCUAACCAAGAGGAUGUGCGAUCGUAUUUGGGAUGGGGCAUGGACGAGCUUCCAGCUUUUGUCAAGAAAGACCCUACCGUCAAGGAGGAGAUCAAGGAUACCAUCAUCAAGGCCGCCCCUGGGAGUAAUCUCGAGAUGCGGCUGCAAAAGUUCCCACUGUACUUCUAUGCUGCGUUGCACUGGGGGUUCCACGCACGAAUAGCCUUCCACAAGUUCCUUGAUAUGUCAAGUAUGAAGCUUCGGUUUUUGAGCUCUAGUGCGCUGAUAGAGGCGUCCUGUGAUGUGGUGUUCAGGGUUGGGCAGUGGCCGCGAGACGAAGACUUUCCCGGGGACUAUCCUAGUGGCAUGAAUGGGCUUCACAUCGCAGCAUACUUUGGGAUCACUAACCUCGUCUGCGCACUUGGUUCAAGAGUAGGUGCCAUGGUCAAUGCCCUGGAUGAAUGGGGCUUCGCAGCACUCGCCUGGGCAGCGAACGAGGGACACGAGGAAACCGUCAAGGCCAUUCUCGGAUUCAGGGCCAUAGAUGUCAACAUUCGGGACAGUCGAGGCCGGACACCCAUUUCCCUUGCCGCUGGACACAGCCAUACCUCCAUUGUCAAGGACCUUCCGGACCACGGUGCGAACCCAAACUUCAAGGACUUUCGUCAGGCAACGCCACUAUGGCACGCGGCCAAGGGAGGACACACCACCACGGUGGCUCUUCUCACCAGGCGCGACAUAGAUUUGGAUGCUACCUCUGAAACGCCACUAGAUUCGGCGGUAUGGCAUGACCACGAGGACCGGAAGGGCCGCACGCCGCUUGCGCUGGCUCUGGAGAAGGGGAAUGAGGCGGUUGUGGGCCAGCUACGGGCCACUGGAGCCAGAGAAAAGGGACUGAAUGAGUAUCAUGUCUUUCUCAAUGAUGAUGAGGACGGGAGGCAGGAUGGCAUAGACAUGACACGCAAGCAGGCUGACGGGCCGGCAUGGGACGUGGGAGGCGAGACUGAACAGGAAAGCGACGGGGCUUCACAGUCUUCCAUGUCUGGAGAAGACUCAUGGCAAGAUGACUUCGAGAACCCUAAUUGGCGGAAGGAGAGGGCUCGGAGGAGACGUUGGUUUAAUCCGAAUUGGUUCGACGAUACUCCCGCAAACGGCGACGGAGACAGCAACCAUAGCCGUUGGAGCGGUACCAUCGACUUUUACUAUCACCAAAGCGCAUUGCGGCCGUAA
Fusarium keratoplasticum is the source of this 1941-nucleotide messenger RNA. RefSeq names its product NACHT domain-containing protein. The record is from RefSeq and is a predicted model, not a curated record. NCBI's taxonomy places the organism in Eukaryota, Fungi, Ascomycota, Sordariomycetes, Hypocreales, Nectriaceae. The transcript is spliced from 2 exons. Gene Ontology annotation, molecular function: protein binding. The coding region runs from base 1 to 1941 and encodes 646 amino acids.